Molecule: messenger RNA, 659 nt
Organism: Darwinula stevensoni
Lineage: Eukaryota; Metazoa; Arthropoda; Ostracoda; Podocopida; Darwinulidae
Source: the annotation of a GenBank genome assembly
CCAUUCGAUAAAGCUGAGCUGAGAAAUCAUGCGAAAGAUAGCUCUGUUGAAAGCAUGUGUGAAUGGCGGCAUAGAGCGUUAUAGGAACGGAGCAUUGCCAGGAGUCCUGCGAAAAUUCAGUUGUGUUUUCCAGGCGUAAAGGAAGAUGGCAAAGCACCAUCCAGAUUUGAUUUUCUGUCGCAAGCAACCUGGAGUCGCUAUUGGGAGACUCUGUGAAAAAUGUGAUGGGAAAUGUGUCAUCUGUGAUUCAUAUGUCCGACCUUGCACUCUGGUCAGAAUAUGUGAUGAGUGCAAUUAUGGGUCAUACCAAGGACGGUGCGUCAUCUGUGGAGGGCCAGGAGUAUCUGAUGCAUACUAUUGCAAGGAAUGCACCAUACAGGAAAAAGAUAGAGAUGGCUGUCCAAAGAUUGUGAACCUUGGUAGUUCAAAGACAGACUUGUUUUAUGAAAGGAAAAAGUAUGGGUUCAAGAAACGGUGAAGCUGAGUUACGAACUGCUGUUGCAAGAUUAUGGGACUCAAGUGCUUCAAUGCUGCAUGUCACUCACCUUCAGUUCUGUGCUGCAUUUCAUUCAUGGUUUUUCCCACCAGUGUCAUUGAUUUUUGACUCAGAACUUCAUACUGGAUCCAAAAAUAAAUGGGAAGAAGGUGCCAGAAAUUUA